This is a messenger RNA of Camarhynchus parvulus, 4350 nucleotides long. RefSeq names its product neuronal PAS domain protein 2 (gene NPAS2). The coding region runs from base 9 to 3185 and encodes 1058 amino acids. Lineage: Eukaryota; Metazoa; Chordata; Aves; Passeriformes; Thraupidae. Gene Ontology annotation, biological process: regulation of transcription by RNA polymerase II; circadian regulation of gene expression. The transcript has 21 exons. Gene Ontology annotation, cellular component: CLOCK-BMAL transcription complex; cytoplasm; nucleus. Gene Ontology annotation, molecular function: DNA-binding transcription factor activity, RNA polymerase II-specific; RNA polymerase II cis-regulatory region sequence-specific DNA binding; protein dimerization activity. The record is from RefSeq and is a predicted model, not a curated record.
CGGAGAGGAUGCCCCCGCCUCGCCCGCCGGGCUCCAACUUCGCGGAGAACUAUCGGCCCCGCAGCCUCCGCGCCCGCCCUGCCUCUCCAGGCCGCGCGUCCAACUUAAUGCCCCAGCGGGAGCCCCAGCCAGCAGCCCCCCGGCCUCUGGCCUCCGCACUCCCCGCAGCAGCCCGGGCUCCCGGCGGCCUCCCGGUGCCGGCGGAGCUCCUGGCCCCGGCGCGCGUGGGUCCCGCGGCGCCCGGGGCGGCGGCAGAGCGGCAUGCGGCGGCCCCGCGCACCAUGAGACAGGGCACCGGCACCGGCGGCAGGCAGGAGGCGGGCAGCGUCCCCGGCUCCUCGUCGGCGAGGAAGAGUUUACCGGCUCCCGAGGCCGGCCUCCUGCGCGGCUGGAGCAGCGGCGGCCGCUGCCGCAACGGCACCGGGAGGCACCGGAAAAGCGGCGGCAUCCAGCUCGCCGGCACCGGCGGCGCUUCCCGCGCCCAGGUGGCCACCGCGGACAGCAGCAGCAGCGGCGGCGGCGGCGGCGGCUGGGGCUUCCCCGCCGCGCUCCCGCAGCACCGGCACUCCAGAAAAAACUGCUUAGACAAUCUAAUGGAUGAAGAUGAGAAAGACAGGGCAAAGAGGGCUUCGCGUAACAAGUCUGAGAAGAAGAGGCGUGAUCAGUUCAAUGUUCUCAUCAAAGAGCUCAGCUCCAUGCUUCCAGGCAACACUCGCAAAAUGGACAAAACCACUGUGCUGGAAAAAGUCAUCGGCUUUCUGCAGAAACACAAUGAAGUCUCAGCACAGACGGAGAUUUCUGAAAUUCAGCAGGACUGGAAGCCUUCAUUUCUCAGCAAUGAAGAAUUCACCCAGCUGAUGUUGGAGGCAUUAGAUGGCUUCAUUAUAGCAGUAACCACAGGUGGAAGCAUCAUCUAUGUGUCUGACAGCAUCACACCUCUUCUGGGGCAUUUACCGUGUGAUGUCUUGGAUCAGAAUUUGUUAAACUUCCUCCCAGAACAAGAACAUUCAGAAAUUUAUAAGAUGUUAUCUUCUUGUAUGCUUAUGACAGAUUCUGCCUCAUCCGAUUACCUAAAAACUGACAAUGAACUAGAGUUUUAUUGUCAUCUUCUGAGAGGAAGUUUGAACCCAAAGGAAUUUCCAACAUAUGAAUACAUAAAAUUUGUAGGAAAUUUUCGGUCUUACAGCAAUGUGCCUAAUUCCACUUGCAAUGGCUUUGAUGAGGCUGUCCCAAGGGCUUACAGAACACCCCCAGGAAAGCAGAUCUGCUUUGUUGCAACCGUUCGUUUGGCAACACCUCAGUUUUUAAAGGAGAUGUGCAUCGUAGAAGAACCUCUAGAGGAAUUCACAUCAAGACACAGUCUGGAGUGGAAAUUUUUAUUCCUGGAUCACAGAGCACCGCCGAUUAUCGGAUACCUCCCUUUUGAAGUGCUGGGUACUUCUGGCUACGACUAUUACCACAUAGACGACCUAGAGCUGCUAGCAAGGUGCCAUGAACACUUGAUGCAGUUCGGCAAGGGGAAGUCGUGCUGCUAUCGGUUUCUGACCAAAGGACAGCAGUGGAUCUGGCUCCAGACCCAUUACUACAUCACCUACCACCAGUGGAACUCCAAGCCAGAGUUCAUUGUGUGCACUCACAUGGUGGUAAGUUAUGCAGAUGUUCGGGUGGAGAGGAGACAGGAUAUGGGCUUGGAAGAAGUGUCCUCAGAGGUGGUGUCCUCAGCACUAAAGGAGAGUGGUGCCAGCUUGGAUCCUGAACAGCACUUUAAUGCACUUGAUAUUGGUGCCUCAAUCCUCAGCGCUAGUCGGACACCCUCGGUAUCAUCCAGGAGCUCGCCAAAAUCUUCCCACACACCCAAGUCAGACCCAGCAUCUACACCAACAAAGCUGAUUACAGAGUCCAACACUCCCUUGCCAAGAGCACCGAGCGCACAGCAGGAUUUAUCUGUGCAUAGACUCAGCCAGCCUACUGCUCUUCAGGUUUCUUUGCCUUCUCAGCUUCCAUGUGAGCUUCUCCCACAGCAGUUGCUGCCUCAAGCAACUCUGCAAAAUCAGCCUGCACCUCUGGCACAGUUCUCAGCACAAUUCAGCAUGUUCCAGACCAUCAAGGACCAGCUGGAGCAGCGGACACGGAUCCUGCAGGCCAACAUCCGCUGGCAGCAGGAGGAGCUCCAGAAGAUCCAGGAGCAGCUCUGCCUGGUCCAAGACUCCAGUGUACAGAUGAUCUUACAGCAGCCAACAGUGUCCCUGAGCUUUAGCAAUACUCAGCAGCUGGACCCACAACAGCUACAGCAGAGGUCAGGGACCCUUUCUCAGCAGCAGCUUGUCCCCGGUUCUCAACUUCAAGGGCAAAUCACAUCUUCACAAACAACGAACCAGCAGUCACUGAGAGAAGGAAGUGUGAUAUCAAGCCAGGUAACCAUUUCUUUGAACAGAGAAGCAUUUAGAUGGGAAGGAGACACUGAGCUGUUCUUAAGCAAGCGAGUAAAAUCUUGUCAGUCUUGUAACUGGGAAGGCCUUUGCCUUCCCUUUCUUAUUCUUGGCCCGAAGGCAGCGCGGAGCCCGGAGCUGGCGCCGGGCGGCGGCCGCGCCCCGCCUCGCCCCCCGCCCGCACCGUUCGCCUCAGGCGGCGGCGGCGGCCCCGCGGCGCUCCCUGGCGGCCUGUCCCGCGGCGGCACCCCCGCGCCCGCCGGCUGCAGCCACGACCAGCAGCUCAGAUUGUUGCUUAGCCAGCCUAUUCAGCCCAUGAUGCCUGGGUCCUGUAAUGCAAGACACCCUUCAGACCUCAGCAUGGCGGGAUCCCAGGCCAAGUAUUCUCAAACCCAACAAAUGUUUCCAAGUUUGGAAGUGCAGACUUCCAGCAGCAGCUCUCCAAUCGUACUGAUGGGACAAGCAGUGUUAAACCAAGGGUUCACCACUACCCCUCCUUCCCAGCCAUCCUCCUUGCCACCUAUGCAACUCCAGCACCAACAGCAUCAGCAACAACGCUACCUGCAGGUGCAAACACCAAGUUCUUUGCACAAUGAACAACCUGAUUCUUUGCUCCUGCCAUCUUACUCACCACAGCAAGGAAAUAUGGGGUAUCAUCAGACACAGCAGCAGCAGCAGCAACAACAACAACAACUAACAUCAAGAAGAAGGAAUAGUUUAUCAGAAUCAUCAAAUUUACCACAGCCACUGCGAUAGAGUCCCACCAGCACAAUCAAUGCACGAUUAGCUUUAACCAAUGGGCACAUGGGGCAGAAGAGAAUGACUUUGUACUUACUGUUCUGGCUUUUGCACAAGCAUUUCUUUCCAAGCUCUAUGACAGAAGUACGCCCAGAGUGCAGACUGCCAUGGACAGCGCAUUCCCGGCACAUUGGCUUCCGUUUGCGCUGUGUCGUGAGCACAGGAUGUAUGACAGAGCAAAAUGAAAAGGAGCACUAUCCUGUGCAGCCUCCAUCACCACUGGGAGCACAGGAAGAGGUGGUCAAUCCCAGCAUGUCACUCUGGAAGCCAUCUGGCAAUUCCAAAAGACUGUCAACAGACUCAUGAGGUACUUGGCCUUCACUGUUUCAGUUCUUCUUUUGUGUAUGAAAAGCACUGCGUCAAAGGUCUAUCGAGGAGAGAACAAGAGAUUAUUUUUAUUAUGAUUAUUGUUAUUAUUUUGCACAACUGCACAGAUGAGAAAACUAGGCACUUUCUGUAAAGAGAAGUUUGUUUCUUUAUUCUUGUGGCCAAAUUAGCACAUCCAAUGGAAGAAAAAGCCCAGCCACUGGUGAUGAUGGUCUACAGCUCAUAACCCUUGAUUUAGAAUCUAAAAAGUAUUAUGCAGCUUACCCUAACUGUUCUUCAUUACUAAAAACAAACCAACCAAAAAAACAAACCCACAACCCACACUGGACUGUUUCCUACAUGAAUUGUGAUUGCAAAGGAGAACUCAAAUUGUAAGCACAAUCAUGCAAUUCUCCAGUAGUACAACAUGAAUUCUUCUUCAAUCUAAACUCACCCACUCCAAGUCUCUGAGAAAUAUGCACUGUGUUUUGGCCCACUGACUUGGGAUGCUGCAGACUAUUACAUAUCUCUUUCAUUAUAACAUUUAGGAUUAAAUUUUCCUUUGGAGGAAAAAAAAAGAAAAUGCACUUUUCGCUUUUUUUGUAUGUUUUCCGUUGAUAUGUUUCUAAGAAAGAUUUUAUGUAAUAAUUAAAUAAAAAGUAGUGUAUUGUACAGCUGUUGUAAUAAUGACCUAUUUCUAUAUAAAAUAAAAUUAUAUGGAAUUAUGUGGAAAUUAUUUUGUAUAUGAAAUAUCAACUCAUUUCACAAGUAUAAAGAUUGUGCUUGUGUUUUUUUGUGAGUGGGUAUUUUGUAAUAA